Molecule: messenger RNA, 2323 nt
Organism: Penaeus chinensis
Lineage: Eukaryota; Metazoa; Arthropoda; Malacostraca; Decapoda; Penaeidae
Product: protein FEV-like
Exons: 4
Coding region: 120-971 (283 amino acids)
Biological process (GO): regulation of transcription by RNA polymerase II; cell differentiation
Cellular component (GO): nucleus
Molecular function (GO): DNA-binding transcription factor activity, RNA polymerase II-specific; sequence-specific DNA binding
Source: RefSeq, a predicted model, not a curated record
CUCGACUGUGGGAGGCGCCGCACAUCGACUCCUGGGUUGGAUGGCUUCGAAAAGAGUUCAGAAUCAAGUCAGCGAUCGAUACGAAAUCUCUGCCGGAUACAGGCUGCGAUCUCUGCGCCAUGAGUCGCCGGGCCCUGCAGCGCGCUGUGGGGAAGCGGGUGGGCCGGUUGAUGGCGCAGCACUUGGACAUCUGCCUCGAGAGAUUCGGCGCUCACCUGCCCACGCAAGACAGGGAUGGGAACACCACGCUGGAGGAGGAGGAGAGCGACGAGGAAGACGACGACGACGAUGAUGUCGAUCCAUACGAGCUCCUCGGCCCCCGCUCGUCCCGCCUCGCCGCCCAGGGCUCGGGGCAGAUCCAGCUGUGGCAGUUCCUCCUGGAGCUGCUGUCGGACCCCGCCAACGCCGCCGUCAUCACCUGGGAGGGCACCGCCGGCGAGUUCAAGAUCCUGGACCCUGACGAGGUGGCGCGGCGCUGGGGCGAGAGGAAGUCCAAACCCAACAUGAACUACGACAAGCUCUCGCGCGCCCUCAGGUACUACUACGACAAGAACAUCAUGACGAAGGUGCACGGCAAGCGCUACGCCUACAAGUUCGACUUCCGCGGCCUGGACCAGGUUCGGCAGCAGCAGAGCGCCGAGGCGCAGCGCUACCCGCCCGACCUCAGCUUCCUCACGGGCUACUCGCACCUGCUGGGGGGGACGUCGCCCCUGGCCGGCGGCCCCCUGGCGUCGCCCUCCGCCCCGCCGCCGCCGCCGCUGCUCUCGCCGCCCCCGUACUGGGCGGCGGUGUCCUCGGCGGCGGCGCUGGCCACCUCCUCCCCCCUGGCCACCUCCUCUCCGCUGGCCAGCUCGCCGCCCCUGGGCCUGCACGCGGCGCCCCUGCCCUCGCCGCUCGGGUCGCCGCCCGCGGAGGUCCCCGUCACCACCACGACCGCCCGGACCUUGCCCCACUACCCGUACUCGUCGUGAGCUCCGCGCGGGGAGUGGGGAGGCCCAGGACGCUUCCCCGGGUUCCAGAAGGGCAGAGUCGAGGUGCAGAAGCGACGGUCUCGUUCACAUACACCUACGCGCCUGCUGGAGGACCGAGAGAGGCUCCUCCAAGGCACUGCUCGUACGUCGUGUAUAGUAAUACAUUCCUGCUUUUCAGUGGAUGUGAACGAAGCAGCAGCCCAGCUCACUUCAGGCAGUCUCUACCAACCUGCUUUUUGUCGCAUGAAUUAGUUCAGAACUGCGCAUCUUAAACUACCCUUUAAUCCUUAGAAUGUUUACUAGUUAAGGUCUUCAAGAGUGGGGAAAGGAAUCGACGUUAAGGAAACCAUCGUUUGGUAAAUCACACACGUGUUCCUACUUCCCUUGUUCCUCGAUUUAGAGUAAAAUGGAGAUGGAGAUUUAGGUUAAAAGAGAGUAAUGUGUGGCUUAGCUGAGGAAAACCACCAGCCAGAAACCACAGGAAAUAGGUCCUUCUUCGAUACAUUAUUUGAAAAACAAAAACAAAAGCGGAUUAUUCUUUUUGUUUAAGAAUAGGAAAAUUGGAGGAAGGUGUAUGAAAGGGCAAAUAAAAUUAGGGAAAUAAAGAUGAAAAUACUCAUUUUUUAAAAAAUAGGAGAAUCGAAGGAAAUGAAAAGAAAAGUAAAAGAAAAUGAAAGAAUCAAGAAUAAAAAUACUUUUUUUUCUAAAUAAGAGAAUUGGAGAAAGGAAAUGGAAAAGGAAAAGAUAAAAAAGAGAGAGAGAAAAGAUGAUAAAAUAUAUAUAAUAAACUUCCUCGGGUCACAAGUCAGCGUGUAUAAAUUAGCUAUAGCUAUACAGUUAAUCAAAAUAUUUUUUUUCGCUAUCUGUAGUUCCCAUUACAAUUCAAAAAUGAUUCAAACAAAAAAAAAACUAAUAAAAUGAUAUCCAUAGAGAGUAGGUAUGACCUAUUUUUAUCAUUAUUAUCAAACUUAUAUUCACUGUGCCAAAAUCUCUCCCUAAGUAUGCAUAAAAAGCAGAAUACAAUUUCCAUAAUUCGACAGUUCAAUUUGAAACAUGUGAUUCUAUAAAAGACAUUUUGUUUUCCUAUUCGAAAAGAAUAUAUGAAAGCCAAUUUUUUUUUCAUAUUCGGGAAAAAAAAUAUAACCAUUCCAAAAAAUUUACAAGUUGACUUUGUCUUUUUGCAUGUAUGAAGGUCAACAUCUUAGAAAUAUUUUGAGCCUCGUGUUUACAUUGGUUUCCAUGGCAACGUCUAGGGAGGAAGAGAGAGGGAUGGACAACGUUAUUUCAUUAAGAAUAUUUAUUCAUUUCUUUCCAUCGUUGAAUUUCAUUUCUGUUUCAUUGCUUUUCAUUAU